CUUCGUCAAAAGUUUUCUCUGCGCUUAACACAGCCCUGCGCAGGGGUGAGCCAAGUCGUGAAAGGGGCUCCCUAUAACUUAAACUCCAUUAAAACUAUCUGUCACAGUACGUGCGUCGGUCUGAAUAUGGGUUGUCUCGGGCAAAGCUGGCUAAUAUGGGUUACGCUUCUAGAUCUUUCAAUCUCAACUCUAGGUAUUAGCCGGCUGGAGCUGUUCCCCUAUGGUCCCAGCGCAGGAGAUGAAUUGCUAGAUUCAGGGAAUGAUCAGACGCGCGUAUUUACACUGGAUCACCCACUGAUGUUCUUCGAUGGAAAGUUCAGCAAGAUCUACGUGAACACCAAUGGAUUCAUUGCCACAGCAACACCAGCAAAAGAGGAAGAGUACCUGGGAAAGAUGCCAGCCAGAUUUGGCAUGAUCGCCGCCCUGCUGGGAGAUCUGGACACCAGUGACGGGGUGGGUAAGGUGUACUUCCGUCAGGACUCAAGCCCAUCCACGCUGCAGCUAGCGGGAGACCACGUGAGCAGGGCAUUCCCUGACGAUGAUGAGGUGACCCCCACACACGUCUUCAUCGUCACCUGGGUGGACAUGACCACACACAAGGUCCUGUCUCGAGGACCUGGGCCACAUCACAGGAGGAACACCUUCCAGCUUGUGAUUGCAUCGGUGGAGUCCACCUCCUACGCCAUCCUGCUGUACCCGAGAGAUGGACUGAAGUUCCUCUCUACCCACAACCCGGACGGCAGGAGCUCAGUGAUCCAUGCCGGUUUCAGUAAGGGGCAGACAGGAUCUUCGUCCUGGUCGAGACAAGGGGUGUAUUAUCGCACCACUGAUGACAAGGAGGCCUCCGUCCAGUCCCUUUCAGAGAAGACCAACUCGGGAAAGCGUGGCGUGUGGGUGUACGAAAUAGGAACGCACCCAUACUUCACAAACGUGGCACCAGGGGAAGUGACCGACCUUCCGCCCGAAGACCUGGCGGACUCUGGCCUCUACUACCCCAGGCAGGGGCAGCAGCAGGUGGUUGAGUACCCCACCUACCACCCCGUGGCAGAGGAGCUUGAGCAGGUGGACCUCUACCAGAGCCCAGCUCGUCCCCUGCCCAUCCAUCCUGUCCAGUACCAGCCUCACCAGCAGCAGCAGCAGACGGAUGACCUCGCCCUUCUGGACAGUGACAUCCAGGUCAAUGUGUUCUCGUACAACUCGGACACCUGUGAGAACAACCGACAGAAGUGCUCCCCGUUUGCUGACUGCAAGGACCACGCCAGCGGCUACUGCUGCCACUGCCGACCUGGGUACUUCGGUAACGGCAAGCAGUGUGUGUCUCAAGGAAAACCUCAACGGAUGAAUGGGAAAAUGCACGGUAGGGUGUACGUGGGCAACUCGCCCUAUCCCGUGGACUUUGCCAGCAAUGAUCUGCACUCGUAUGUGGUGUCCAACGACGGGCGAGCCUACGUGGCCAUCAGUGCCAUCCCCCUUGGAGUGGGCAUCUCCCUGCAGCCCCUUGCGGGCAUCGGGGGCGUGAUCGGAUGGGCCUUCGCUCUGGAACAGCCUGGCUACGUCAAUGGUUUUAGCAUUGUUGGCGGAGAGUUCACGCGUAAGGCUGAGGUCACUUUCCUGGAGGGCGGCGAGAAGUUGACCAUCACUCAGGAGUUCAAAGGCAUUGACCAACAUGACCAUCUGGUGGUUGACACCCAGCUUGAGGGCCGAAUUCCGGAGUUACCACAGGGGGCAACCGUGCAGAUCGACCCUUACACCGAGAUCUACCAGUACUCCAACAACAUCGUAACAUCCUCCUCCACUCGUGAGUACGUGGUCAGCUUGGAGGAUGGCACCACAGAAACCAAGAAGUACCAGUGGAGAGAGAGCGUCACCUACCAGAGCUGCGCCCACGACGAAUCUGCCCGGAAAGUUCCCCAGACGCAGAUGCUGCGAGUGGAGCAGGUGUUUGUCAUGUACGACACCACACAACAACUCAUGCGCUACGCCAUGAGCAAUAAGAUCGGGGACAUGAACGGUGGUGGGGGUGUUGAUGAGAAUGCUUGCUACACUGGAAGACAUGGAUGUGACACGAAUGCCAUGUGCCACGCUGGAGAAGGAACCCAAUACACAUGCAAGUGUGCCUCUGGCUUCACUGGGGAUGGCCGCAUCUGCUACGACAUUGACGAGUGUCGAGAAUCCCCACAGGUCUGCAGCACUCAUGCCCUCUGUAACAACCAACCCGGAACGUUCCGCUGCGAAUGUGUUGAUGGCUACCAGUUUGCAAGUGAUGGACAGACCUGUGUUGAGGGGGACCGCCCGGUGGACCACUGCCAGGCCGGUAGCCAUGACUGUGACAUCCCGGAGAGGGCCCGCUGUAGCUACUCUGGAGGCUCGGCUUACAUCUGCUCCUGCUUGCCAGGCUACGUGGGCGAUGGGAGAUCCUGUCAGGAUAUCGAUGAAUGCCAGCCAGGCAGGUGCCACCCUGAUGCCCAGUGUUACAAUACGGACGGAUCUUUCUCCUGCCAGUGUAGACCAGGUUUCUAUGGUGAUGGCUUCUACUGUUCCUCAGAGCGAGAGAAGACACGCUGCGAGACUCACAGAGAGAGUGCCCUCAGUGCCUCUGAGCCUGGCCCACGAGGUCCUCGCCCCCUGCCCGGGCAGUAUGUGCCCACCUGCGACGUGGAGGGCAACUACGAGCUCAUGCAGUGCCACGGCAGCAUCGGCCAGUGUUGGUGCGUGGAUGCCAAUGGCCUGGAGAUCUCUGGCACCCGUACUGGCCCUGGCAGCACGCCAACCUGCAGUGGAGAGACAGGGCCCAUAGUGAGGCCCACCCCCAGGCCAGACAUCUACCCUCUACCCGCCGGCACCAACCUGCUGUUCAGCCAGAGCGGGAGGAUCGAGUACGUCCCCCUGGACGGCUACAGCAUGAAGAAGAGCGAAGCCAAGACAGCUCUACACCUCCCAGAGAAAGUGGUGGUCGGGGUGGCGUACGACUGUGUGGACAAGAUGGUGUACUGGACAGACAUCACCACCCCUGCUAUCAGCAAGGCCAGUGUGCAGGGGGGAGACACCAUUCCCAUUAUCAGAUCAGAUCUGGGGAGCCCUGAGGGCAUUGCCAUAGACCACUUGUCUCGGACCAUGUUUUGGACCGACUCGAUGAAAGACCGCAUCGAGGUGGCAUCUCUGGACGGAGCACAGCGCCGUGUGCUCAUCGACACAGAUCUGGUGAAUCCCCGAGCCAUCAUCGCUGAUCCUGUGAAUGGAUUCCUCUACUGGUGUGACUGGAACAGGGAAGCGCCGAAGAUCGAGGCUUCUCACAUGGAUGGCACCAACCGAAGGCUGCUGGCCAGAGAUGGCCUGAGUCUGCCUAAUGGUUUGACCUAUGAUCCCCAGUCAUCCCUCCUGUGCUGGGCAGAUGCCGGUACCCACAAAAUGGAAUGCAUGAACCCAUCGCAGAGUGAUCGCAGAGAAGUUACUGAGGCCAUUCAGUACCCCUUUGGCCUCACUGCGUACGGGAAGAACCUCUAUUACACAGACUGGACGAGGAAUGCUGUAAUCACAGUGGAUCGUCACACAGGAAGGGAGCUAGAGGAGUUCCAUCCCCAGAAAAAGUCUCGUCUAUAUGGGAUCACAGCUGCCUACGCCCAGUGCCCCUCUGGACAAAAUUACUGCUCAGUCAACAACGGAGGCUGCACACACUUGUGUUUGGCGACACCUGGUGGCCGCACAUGCAAGUGUCCGGACAAUGCCGUAGGAGUGAGCUGUGUAGAAAGUGAAGGGAGGUACUGAGGUCAAACGGUGGAAGAGAGGAAGACCAGACGAAAAACACUCAGCAGCACCCCGGUGACCAUCCAGCCUCGGAAGCUGAGAUACUGACCACUGUACCUGGCACCUCAGUUUCUCAACAACAAGAAGCCACUGAAUCAUGCGCUCAAACUGCUGUGUGCUCAAAAUUAUUUUAUAUAGCCUGUCACAAUUUAUUGUUUUUUUUUUUAAGUUUAUUUCUAAAUCAUAUGAGUAAUAUUUCAGCGAUCAUAUUUGUACAUAAGCCCAUAUCCUAAAUAUAUUAUUGUUAUAUGGUGCUGUUGGGCCCUACAUGGACAUAAGAGGUGUAAGGGAAAUAAUUACUGUGAAGGUUAGCCUACUUCAUUGGCUCUGUGACCUAUAAACAUAGACCUCUGGCUUCCUAUGGGGUAACACUGAAUUAAAGAACCCUUUUGUACUGAUGUUCUUUGAAGUAAUAAUCACUUCAAACAGCUGCAUUUAAAGAAGAGAUGUUCACCUUGUACAGCUGUGCAAUAAAGGUUUUUGGCUGUUUUCUACAAAGAA
Molecule: messenger RNA, 4305 nt
Organism: Alosa alosa (allis shad)
Lineage: Eukaryota; Metazoa; Chordata; Actinopteri; Clupeiformes; Clupeidae
Gene: nid1a
Product: nidogen 1a
Exons: 20
Coding region: 127-3765 (1212 amino acids)
Biological process (GO): cell-matrix adhesion
Molecular function (GO): calcium ion binding
Source: RefSeq, a predicted model, not a curated record